This is a messenger RNA of Heterostelium album PN500, 3444 nucleotides long. RefSeq names its product pleckstrin domain-containing protein (gene gxcQ). Lineage: Eukaryota; Evosea; Eumycetozoa; Acytosteliales; Acytosteliaceae. The record is from RefSeq and is a predicted model, not a curated record. Gene Ontology annotation, molecular function: guanyl-nucleotide exchange factor activity. Gene Ontology annotation, cellular component: cytoplasm. The transcript is spliced from 7 exons. The coding region runs from base 1 to 3444 and encodes 1147 amino acids.
AUGACAAAACAUUGUUCUAGUUGUGGUAAUACAAAUUGUGCUCCGCAAGCAAAGUUUUGCACGCAAUGUGGAAAUGCGCUGGCAUCUCCUACAGCUUCAACAACAACACCAACUACAACAACAUUCACAGCACCCAAAAUAACUACUGCAACAUCUAAAUCAACAUUAAAACCAGCACCCGUUAUAUCUACAACAACAACAACAAAUAAUAAUAAUAAUGUACGUCCAAAUACUAUUACACCAAAAACCAAUAAACUAAGUCAAUCUACUGGUUCUUUGAAACCUUUACCUUCAGUUCCAACCACAACAACAACAACAACAACGACAACACAAGUAUCAGCAUCACCUCCACCUCUACCAACGAAACCAAGAACAACGACUUCGUCAGCUUCUACCAUUACCAAACCAUUGCCAAGUGUAGUAAAUACCAAUGCUGGUAGUGCAACAGGUAAUAGUGUAAAUGUUACGAGAAUAAGAGCGACUACUACCGCUCCGAAGCCAGAUAAUAGUCAGAGAUCUGUUUCUUCGUCAUCUCUACCGAUUGCACCAAAAGAGAGUUCCGAGAACUUUAUGAAUAUCAAACUAAAGUCUACAAAGAUCAAUAAUGGUGAGCCAAUCAACAACGGUGCAAAUCGACCAAAAGCCAAUACAGUAUCGCUGGUUGCGCUCGACGAGAAGGCAAAGCUUCCACCUGGUUCCUUUGUUAAGUUGGCAGUCAAGAGCAGAGAUCAAAUGGACAAUAUAGCACAUCGUGAUAUUCUAAUUUUGAAUGGUGAGAAAGAUAAAGCAGAGAGCACAAAUGGAAAAGAUACAGCUGUUUCGGAACAACAUCAUCAUGUUGCUUUGAAAGAGGAAAAGAGAAAUGGAAAUGUUACAACCGCUUCUGUUGUACCACCAGAGUUACCGCCAAAGAAGAGAAGUAGUAGUGGUGGUAGUUUGUCGGGAUCGUCUUCUGGUAUCACCCCGACUCUACCGACACAACCAAGUAUGGAGAAGAUGUCCAUUCCGUUGCCGCCACCCCUUGACAAGGAGAAGGAAGCAGAACGCGAAAGACAACGUCAGCUGGAGAGAGACGAGCGUGAGAAACAACGUUUGGCAGAGAAGGAACAAAAGGCAGCGGAGCGUGAACGUCUAAAGAAAGAGGAGCGUGAGGAGCGCGACAGAAAGGAGUUGGAGAAAGAAAAGUCGAGAAAAGGUGAACGUGAUGAAAAGGAGCGAUUGAAACAGUUGGAACGUGAGAAGAAAGCAGAGGAAAAGAGACAGAGAACAAUGGAGCGUGAGAAGAAGAGAACUCUAAAGAUAGAAAAGGAUAAGGAAAGAGAAAGAACAAGAGAAACCGGUACCGGUUCACCUCUUACCGUUUUGUCUGGUGAUGAAGCCGACCAUGAAGAUAGUGAUAGUGGCGAUGCCGAAGUAGAAUCAAAUACGAACUCACAUACAACAACAACAUCAACAACAGCAACAUCGUCGAAUGGAAAUGAAAGUGUUUCUUCACCAAAGAUGUCAUUUGCCGAUAUGUCAGAGGUGGUAAAGAACAAAGAUAUCGAGAGAAAGAAAAAGGAGAGAGAGAAAUACAAUACUUCACCGGCAAGAAGUAGAUUCUUUUCUUUUAUUUUGGGUAGCGGUGAGAAGGAGAAGGAUAGCAAUUCACUUGGUAAUAGUGACGAUGAAUUUGUAAUUAGUUCACCUGUUUCACAGACACCACUUUCGCCGGCUACCGGUAUCGACGACAACACCUCGGUCGACGGCGACUCUGAAGAUGGACAACCACAGCAACUGAGAAAAUGGGCAAUCAAACGAAAUGAGUUGAAUGGAAGUAAAGGUGAUUUGAUGGCAUCGAUAUCACCUCCUCUUUUAUCGGUGAACGCAGGCAGUGGAAACUCGUCGCUCCAACUGACACCACAACGUCACAGCAUGGGAAGUGACACAAGUGGCGCAGCAUCACCAGCACCUAUUACAGCAUCACCCCAAUCCAAUUCAUCUUCGCAUCUCAAGGAUGCGCCAUCUGCAUCGUCCAUGCACAUCGGAUCGUCUUCCUCCACCUCUUCACUGUCGCUCGUUUCACAGUCACCAACUGGAUCUGCGCCACUACUGCCACCCAAUCUUCCAGAGAUGCCACAAGCAACCGACCAGAGAUCGCGUGUCAUCGAAGAGAUUAUAGUUACCGAACGUGAUUACAUUCGUGAUAUGGAGAUCAUGGUGUGGAUGCGUAGAGAAAUGGUCGGCCAGGAAGAUGCCAAAGGUGCAGCGCUCGAGGAGAUCAACAUUCUCUUUAGCAAUGUCGAGCAACUUCUCAUGGUAAACCAUGAACUCUAUAAGAAGUUUGUUGAACUACCGAUUCCAACCGAUCCAAAUAACACUGAUUUCGGUGCAUCGAUUGCCAAUGCGUUCAUCUCGCUGUCCCAAUUCCUAAAGUCCUAUUUUGUAUAUUGUAGUAACCAACAGAAGGCACUUUCCACCUUCUCAGCGUUACGUGGAAAGAACUGUUCAUUCUUGGGAUAUCUCCUGACGAGAAGAGAAUGUCGUUCACUUCCAUUCGACAGUUUCUUAAUUAAACCAGUUCAAAGAGUUUGUAAAUAUCCUUUAUUACUUAGAGAAUUAAUUAAAUCAACUCCAAAUACAAUGUCAUCAUAUACAUUAUUACAGGAAGCACAGAAAAAGAUAGAAUCGAUUGUUUCCAUUGUAAAUGAAAAGAAACGUGAGUUUGAUGGACAAAUGAGAAUUUGUCACCAGAUCUGGUGGUUCCAAACCGAGUCGCCAGAGAUUCUGAACAGUCUGCUCAGCGAAUUCAAACAGGUCAUCGAGACCAACCACAUGGUGGAAUACAAGAAAUACGUAGAGGAUCGUGAGCGACAGUCAAAGAGUCAUGUCGACUUUGACGAGUGGCGCAAGGCAGUCAAGAACAAACCAUUACCAGAGCCACCAAGAUCACCUUCGUUCAACGACAGUCCAAAACCAUCGACCAAAGCAUUGCCUGCCGUUCCACAAUCCACCGACUCUAUCUCUAUCAGAGUUAGUUGUCAUCAUUUAGAUCCACGACAUGUUGAGAUAAGUAAGGAACUCCCAACACUAAAGUCGCUGAAAGAAAAGAUUCAACUCAAAUUUUCAUUGGAUAAUCUUGAUUUCACUGUACAAUCCAAUCAAUCAGGUGCCGGACCAUAUCAAACCAUACACAACGAUCAAGAUCUUCAAAACAUAGUGAAAUCAGACCAACAUGAAAUCGAAAUGAAAAUAAUAGCUCUUAAAUUUUAUUCUGAAAUGAAUAAAUUAUUUCUAUCUCUAUUUAUUUGUUUAUCUUUUAUAAACAUCAUUUAUGGUUUAUUUUGGACAUCCAUUAUCAUUGACAAUAAUCCUGCCAAAUACGGAACACCUAAUUGUACCUAUAAUGUAUCCCCAGAACAACAAUGUAGUCUUGAAUAUAAACCAGAGUCAGAUUUUUUAUAA